AUCCACCAAAGAAGAAAUACAUGUCGUCAAUUCCUUCUCCAGUUUGAGUCAGUGACCUGAGAAUUAAGCUAAGUAGCUAACUAGAUGCUAAUAUGGAUCCUCGGUGACACCAAAUUUUUGGUGAUUUUAUCAACACUGAAUACGAUGCGUUUAAAGUCUAGUUGAGCUGUUCCAGUACCAUAUUAUUCUUGUACCACUCCAGAGACCUCGUCAAGUCUUAUUUAUUAGCCACCUGCUAGCAAACAUUGGCUAACUGUAGCCAUUCAAUACCAUGGCAAGUGCAGCAAAUGCUAACCUAAACGCAGUCCGGGAGACAAUGGAUGUGCUGCUGGAGAUCUCCAGGUUGCUGAACACUGGUUUGGACAUGGAGUCUUUGUCCAUAUGUGUGAGGCUGUGUGAACAGGGCAUCAACCCAGAAGCCUUGUCUUCAGUCAUCAAAGAACUACGAAAAGCAUCUGAAUCCCUUAAGGCUUCUGAAAACUGCACAAAUUGAAGAUGAAAAUCGACAAUCUUAAUUUGGGACUUUUUAAGUGGAUCAUGAUCCUGGAUUUGUACCUUCUAUGGUUUCUCCAGUCAGAUUCAUCUUUGUAUUGGCAGUCUGUCCUCUGCACUUCCUCUGUGGUUAACAUGCUCUUGUUUUGUGCUUUGAAUUGCAUCUUUGUAUAAGCGGUAUUGACCUCAGUCCUCUUCCUAUACAUCCUAUGCCCCUCAGAAAGAGGGGCAUGUUCAGCUGUUCUGCCUCAAAUUUGGGUUUAGUUCAACUUUCUCCUUGCUGCCAUGUGUAAAGUGCAACUUCAGAGUGGAAUUAGCAUUAGCAUCCUGCCUUAAUUUUAUGAGCACAUGUAUAGUUUCUGAUAGCUAUAUGUUGAACUUUUCAUGAUAACAUUUUCUUGUAUUUUGAAUUGACAAUUACUUGUUAAGAAUUGUUUAAAAUGUUAUGUAAGCAUAAAGCAUUGUUGAAUUCAAUUAUUUUGCAAGCUCCAUUGUCCAUGUGACCAUCAAUGAUGAACAAAGUCUAAAUUGAAGUGUUAUGGGCCAUGGCCACCAGGUGGUGUUGUCAUUCUCUUUUCAAUCUAAAGCUGUUGGAUGUCCUAACUACUAUAUGUCAGGUUCUUAUCUCAUGAGUAUACCCAAUCCUGCUUUUUAAAAGCAAUCAAAUGCUGUGAUUUUAAAGAUAUAUUUUUAAAUCCCUCUCAAAUUUUUUAUUGUGUUGAUCCUAAUUUGAAAUAUCCAGUCGUAUUAGUCUUAUAGCCCUUCCCUUAUUAGAGACAGAGUUUUCCGAUGGAUUUUACAAACAGGAAAUUAUCUUUCCUGUUGCAUUAGGUGAAAGGAACAGAUAUACUGGUAGAACAUUGUACAGUACAAAAACAGACCAUUCAGGAGUGAUCGCAUACAUGUCCAAAAUAUUUUGCAAAAGAGAAGACAUGGGCAAUGCUCAUUCUGUACUGCAGGAUGUCCUUUGAUCCUUUAUGUCCAGGCUCCAUCCACAAAAGGGUAUUUGAGAUAUGAUGCAAACAUGACCAAAAAAAAAACUAAACCUUGAAAUGAAGCCUGUGCAUAAUGUAUCUAACCACAUUGUUUUCUUCACUGUUGUCAGUAAAAUAGUUCUAUUCAUCUUCCAGAAGAAGGAAACUGCUGAGAGCACAAAACAUUUCUCCACAGGCCAGUAUGAAGGCUAGAAGUGACCUCUCAUCCACACAGUAUCAGUAGCUUGUGAGUGGUGUUCAUGCAGCGUUGUAGAUGUCUACAAAUGAGUACCCCCUAAGCCAUCUGACAGUAAUGCCUCACCCCUCACAGGCACACCACAGAGGAAGCCAGCAAGUGAACAGGAGAGUGUGUGUGCAUGUAAGCAUUUCUGUCUUCUGCUUUGUCUCACCAUUUUGACUGAUAGGCUGUGAGUCUAAAUCUCUGUACUGCUGCUUUGAUCCCUUAACACAUCUCUGUUCCGCAAUACCAGCAUCAUGUUAGCCAAGUAUGAGAGCCAUACAGAUAGGGUGCAGUGGCUCUGCUUGGUAGUCCGUAAGCCUUAACUCCUGGCUUCUGUGGGGGGUGAGCUGCAUGAGUUGUUCAUGGAGGGAGACCCAGAUUGGGAAUCUUUUUUUUUUCUUCUCUUACAAAGGUAAGAGUUAUCGUUUGAUUGGCUACAGUGGGCGUGGGAUUCUGGAUGGAUUGCUCUCUUGUUUGAUGUGUUUGAAGGGUUUCACCUUAUCCAAGCAGAUUACUUUGAUCUCUGUAAAACAAAAUAUUCCCAAAUCCCAUAGUCCUUACUGAGAGAUUAGUGUCCAUAUAUGCAUAAACAUCUAAGAGGCAUUCAACUAGGGCACUGGUCAGGUCACGUGACUGUAUAAACUUAAGAGGCGAGCAGGUCCUCACUUCAGAUUUUCUGAAGGUGUUUUUGUUUGUAUGUCUGAUAAUUAUUCAGGCCAAAGAUUAUUUUGCUGAUAAAUGAGGUCAGUCUCAUUUAAAAGUGAAAGAUCUAUGUGCUGCAAUUUACACUUCCAGUGUGUGCUGUGGAUAUUUCAGAAAUAAUUAGAUUGGGCUGAUUAGAAAUUCAUUAUGUUUAAUGAAAGAUGAGCUGUUUGUUCAGCACACACCGAAAUCACAAACUUGGUGUCUCAUGAAGACAAUUACAGUAUAAAGUGUUAUGUGAGAUAGUGUUUAACCAAAAGUUAACGAUCCUUAUGUGUACAGUUAUGUUUAGGUUAAUAAAUAUGGUCUGUUGUUUGUCAUGUCCACUUCAUGUUUUAUUGCUUAGUAUUUUAUGAUUUUGGGACUAGAAUUUUUAGUUAAAAGGUCAUCAUUUCUGAUGUGGUCUGCUGGUCGGAUCACUGUAGUAAAUAGAAACUCAAUGAGCUCGGGGGGUGACUGUGUUUCAGUGGGUAGAGCAGUCGUCUCCCAAC
Messenger RNA from Monopterus albus (swamp eel), 2900 nucleotides. RefSeq names its product mitotic spindle organizing protein 1 (gene mzt1). The coding region runs from base 272 to 493 and encodes 73 amino acids. The transcript has 3 exons. Lineage: Eukaryota; Metazoa; Chordata; Actinopteri; Synbranchiformes; Synbranchidae. The record is from RefSeq and is a predicted model, not a curated record. Gene Ontology annotation, cellular component: centrosome; spindle; interphase microtubule organizing center. Gene Ontology annotation, biological process: mitotic spindle assembly; microtubule nucleation by interphase microtubule organizing center; gamma-tubulin complex localization.